AUGUUUAAUAAUACAAUUAAAAAACAAUUUAUUAAAACAAGAACAACAUCAAUAAUUAAAAGGGCUUUAAGUCAAUCUUCAAUUUUCAAUCAACAACAACAACAACAACACCAAAAUCAAUUUGGUUUUAAUUAUUUUUCAAAUCAGAAACAAAAUGAUUUAGAACAGAUAUACGAAAAACAAUUUGAUUAUUAUAAAUUUCAACAAUCUAAAAAAGAUGAAGGAGAUUAUCAAUUUAAUGAAUUAAAAUUUGUUGAUUUAGUUCAUCCGGAUGUUGCUGAAUUUGCUGAUUUAUUUUGA
Molecule: messenger RNA, 300 nt
Organism: Lodderomyces jiufengensis
Lineage: Eukaryota; Fungi; Ascomycota; Pichiomycetes; Serinales; Debaryomycetaceae
Exons: 1
Coding region: 1-300 (99 amino acids)
Source: RefSeq, a predicted model, not a curated record